This is a messenger RNA of Cyprinodon variegatus (sheepshead minnow), 2097 nucleotides long. It is a transcript of the gene stxbp1, whose product is annotated as syntaxin binding protein 1. Gene Ontology annotation, cellular component: secretory granule; plasma membrane. The transcript has 20 exons. Gene Ontology annotation, molecular function: syntaxin binding. Bases 99 to 1910 code for a protein of 603 amino acids. The record is from RefSeq and is a predicted model, not a curated record. Lineage: Eukaryota; Metazoa; Chordata; Actinopteri; Cyprinodontiformes; Cyprinodontidae. Gene Ontology annotation, biological process: neurotransmitter secretion; intracellular protein transport; vesicle-mediated transport.
CGUUUCCAACUGGAGGCUCCUGCGCUGCGGACGGAGAGAGAGAAACGACCAGAGAGGAGGGAGGAGGCUCAUCGCUCCGUGCAGCACUCGGUAGCAUCAUGGCACCUAUCGGAUUAAAGGCGGUGGUCGGAGAAAAGAUUAUGAACGAUGUUAUCAAGAAGGUGAAGAAGAAGGGAGAAUGGAAGGCUCUGAUUGUGGACCAGCUGAGCAUGAGGAUGUUGUCUUCCUGUUGCAAGAUGACAGACAUCAUGACGGAGGGCAUUACCAUUGUGGAGGACAUAAACAAGCGGCGAGAGCCACUUCCCAGCCUGGAGGCCAUUUAUCUGAUUACACCAACAGAGAAGUCGGUCCACACACUCAUUUCGGACUUCAAAGACCCUCAUUCAGCUAAAUACAAGGCAGCCCAUGUUUUCUUUACGGACUCCUGCCCUGAUCCGCUCUUCAAUGAGCUGGUUAAGAGCCGGACCUCUAAAUUCACCAAGACUCUGACAGAAAUCAACAUCGCCUUCUUGCCCUACGAGUCUCAGGUGUACUCUCUGGACAACCCAGAUGCCUUCCACAGUUUCUACAGCCCUCACAAGGCCCAGCUGAAGAACCCAGUAAUGGAGAGGCUGGCUGAGCAGCUGGCCACGAUCUGCGCCACCCUGAAGGAGUACCCGGCUGUCAGAUACCGAGGGGAGUACAAGGACAAUGCCACCCUUGCCCAGCUGGUUCAGGACAAACUGGACGCCUAUAAGGCUGAUGACCCCACCAUGGGAGAGGGUCCUGAUAAGGCCCGCUCACAGCUGAUCAUCCUGGACCGAGGUUUCGACCCGGUGUCACCCGUCCUACACGAGCUCACCUUCCAGGCCAUGGGCUACGACCUGCUGCCCAUCGAAAACGACGUCUACAAAUAUGAGACCAGUGGUAUCGGAGACUCACGUGUCAAGGAGGUUCUUCUGCAUGAAGACGAUGACCUGUGGGUGAGCCUGAGACACAAACACAUAGCCGAGGUGUCCCAGGAAGUCACACGUCAGCUAAAGGACUUUUCUGCCAGCAAGAGGAUGAACACUGGUGAGAAGACCACGAUGAGGGAUUUGUCCCAGAUGCUGAAGAAGAUGCCACAGUACCAGAAGGAGCUCAGCAAGUACUCCACUCACCUGCAGCUUGCUGAGGACUGCAUGAAGCACUACCAGGGAACAGUGGACAAGCUGUGCCGCGUGGAACAGGAUUUGGCUAUGGGCACCGAUGCUGAAGGGGAGAAGAUCAAAGACCCAAUGAGGGCCAUCGUUCCCAUUCUGCUGGAUGCCAAUGUCAGCACAUAUGAUAAGAUCCGUAUCAUCCUGCUGUACAUCUUCCUCAAGAACGGUAUUACAGAGGAGAACCUGAACAAGCUGAUCCAACAUGCUCAGAUUCCCCCUGAGGACAGUGAGAUCAUCACCAACAUGGCUCACCUGGGGGUCCCCAUCGUCACAGAUUCCACCCUUCGCAGAGGAAAGAAGAUGGACAGGAAGGAGCGUGUGAGUGAGCAGACCUAUCAGCUUUCUCGCUGGACUCCCCUGAUCAAGGACAUCAUGGAGGACGCCAUCGAUGAUAAACUGGACACUAAACACUACCCUUACAUCUCCACCCGCUCCUCUGCUUCCUUCAGCACCACUGCAGUCAGUGCUCGAUACGGACACUGGCACAAGAACAAGACACCCGGAGAGUACCGCACUGGUCCGCGAGUUAUGGUCUUCAUCAUUGGAGGCGUGUCUUUCAGCGAGAUGCGUUGUGCCUAUGAGGUCACACAGGCCAACGGGAAGUGGGAAGCUGUCAUUGGUUCCACCCACUUGCUCACCCCAACCAAAUUCUUAUCGGACCUGCAGCACCCCGACUUCCGAGAGUCCACUAGGGUGUCCUUUGAGGACGCACAGCCCUCAGACGAGUGAGGCAGAGACAGAUUGGGAGGGAGGGAGACAGAAAUCACACAGAACAAAGAUCGACCCACAUCUUCACUCCCACCUGCCUGCUGGAGCAGCUCAAGGCCAUGAACAAACCAGACGAGGAAGUGACGAGCUAAAAUCCUUCAGUCAAAUUCUGCUCUUCAUACCUUCAUCCCUCUUAACCGUCCCUGCC